AAUAAAAUAAAACUUUCUCUCACCUCUCUACUGUCAUACAGUACUGGAUUCAUGCAAAUAGCAACUUCUCUACGCCUUUAACCACUCUUCACUUCACAGUCACUUCAUUUGUUCCCUUCGUCUCUCUCUCUAAACCUUUCCUAUACCAGAUGUCCAGAUCUCUCUGAUAAAACUUUGAUGGAACCGUGUUGUUUUGGAUUUCCUCAUCUCUUCCCUAGUGGCUAGAGAUUUUUUUUGCUGUUGACUUUUUCUUUUUCCAUCAUUUGUAGGAUAUCUGUGUACUUUCAUUCCGAGAUUUUUCGCCGCAUAUCUCGCUAUACCCAUUACCUAAUUUUCCUUCCUUUAAUACCCUCUCUUCAUAACAAUUUUUGAUAGAAAAUGUCAAACGGGUUAGAGAGAGAAAGUGGGUUCACCAUGUUCAGUGAUGAAGAUUUAAGGGAUAUAGAUGGAGUGAAGAAAAUUGGAGAAUGUGUUGAAGUAAUGUGUGGUUGUACUAGUCAUAGAUAUGGUGAUGCUGUUGGAAGGCUUAGGGUUUUUGUUAAUGGGUAUCUUGAAAUCACUUGUGAAUGCAUCCCUGGUUGUGAAGAAGACAAGUUGACUCCCGCUGCGUUUGAGAAACACUCUGGAAGAGAAACAGCUAGGAAAUGGAAGAACAAUAUUUGGGUAAUAGUUGAUGGCGAGAAGGUUCCAUUGUAUAAAACAGUUUUGCUCAAAUACUACAAUCAGGCAUUGAAAACAGCCAAUGGAUCCCACAAAUCUAACAAUGGACAGGCAUGCCACCGUGACGAGUUUAUCUGUUGUACUAGAUGUAACAAAGAGCGCAGGUUCCGCCUGAGAACUAAAGAGGAAUGUCGCCAUCACCAUGAUGCUUUAGCUGAUCCAAAUUGGAAAUGUUCUGAUCUUCCAUAUGACAAAAUUACGUGUGAUGAUGAAGAAGAAAGAGGCAGUCGCAGAGUUUACAGAGGGUGCACUCAUUCUGCAGCAUGCAAAGGUUGCACUUCUUGUGUGUGCUUUGGAUGCGAGUUAUGCCGUUUUUCAGAUUGCACUUGCCAGACUUGUACUGACUUUACAAGGAAUGCCAAGGCUUGAGUUCAUAUCAUCAUAUUCCUAAAUCUUGAUAUUUUUAGUACCUUUUUGUUCGUAUGGACUGAUUUGCCAGUCCUAAUCAAGUGUUUAAGAUUCUAAUGUAAUGGAUAAUUGUGCUCGUGAUUUUCGGAUAUCAAACCAUUAAUUGAUUUG
Messenger RNA from Medicago truncatula (barrel medic), 1239 nucleotides. RefSeq names its product protein ULTRAPETALA 1. The record is from RefSeq and is a predicted model, not a curated record. Gene Ontology annotation, cellular component: nucleus; cytosol. The transcript has 3 exons. Lineage: Eukaryota; Viridiplantae; Streptophyta; Magnoliopsida; Fabales; Fabaceae. Bases 379 to 1089 code for a protein of 236 amino acids. Gene Ontology annotation, molecular function: DNA binding.